UUCCAGAAACCACCAUUUGCUUUUAUUACAACACUCAGCCAAAAAGAAGAAGUGCAGAACUCGUAACUUGAGUCUGCAUUCAGAGUCUAUCUGCGUCUGAUACUGAACUGAUCUGUGUCAAAGCCAGUGCUGCGGUUUGACUUUAGGUUUCUGCCUCUGAGACUGUUAAUUAUAAAUCAGUAAAACAUGGAGGAAGAAGUAAAUUACACGACGGUGACAUUCAAGAUUAAUGAAACAACAACAGCACUUGAGAAACCGAACAACCUGGAAGUAGUCUAUGAAGAGGUGAAGACUCAGGAGCAGGCUUUGCAUCCUGUCACAACAGAGAAUAAAAAGGAAACUCCCCUCUGCACUCUGCCCACGUUGGUCGUAGCAGGUUUUGGGAUGAUUUGUAUCAUCUUGGUGUCAGUCGUCAUCGCCCUCAGUAUCCACUUCACAUGGGAGUACAGAGAAAACAUCAACUUAAAAUCACAGAAUUGGCAGCUGAAGGCAGAGAGGGCCGCCUUACAGAGACGAACUGAAGAGCUGGCCAGAGAGCGAGACCGACUCAACUGGACCAUCGGACUCAUACUGGAAUAUGAGAACUUUCCCGUGAAGACACGCUGCCCACAGAAAGUUUGUAAACCUUGCCUGGAAGGCUGGGUGUUGUUUCAGUCAAGCUGUUACCUGUUUUCCACCAACUGGAGGUAUUGGGAGUCAAGUCAUUAUUAUUGUAGCGAAAAUAAGGCCUAUCUGGUGGUGAUUGGAAGCCAGGAAGAGCAGGAAUUCAUCAGUAACCACACAGACCAAUACAAUGAUGACGAAAAACGUGGCUACUGGAUCGGCUUGAAGUACAAAGACACCAUGGAUACAUGGAUGUGGGUUGAUGGCAGUAAUUCCACAGUGAAGUACUGGAUACCAGACCAAGACGAUUUCAGGGAAUCUUGUGCUUUAAAUCUGAAGCGUGUGAAUCCUCUGGAGAGCUGGCACAAAACGAGUUGCAGCACAAGAAACCGCUGGAUCUGUGAAACAAAAGCCUUGAUCAGAUCAGACUAAGAGUCAGUUUCAUUAUCAAAAAUAGGUCCUUGAACAUUUUUGCUCAUUUAAUUUUAUCUGUCAAUUUUCCUUCCUUUCAGACAUUUUUCCUGGUAUUUACAAAAGUCAAAUAGAGUUGUUUUUCAUGAUUUUUUGCAAGCUCCAUUUAUACAAUCCUUGCAGCGUACACCACGUUGGAGUUUUAUAUACCCACUAUGAAUGCAAUUUAGUGUUUAAAACUUAAGCACCCAUAUAACAUCAGUAAACAAACAGGGAAUAAAUAAAUAAUUUGUCACAAAAAAGGUCAAUUAAUGAAGAGGCAAAGUAGAACAUCAAUGUCACUUCAUGUCACACUCUACAAAUGAAAUAAUGGCCACAUUUACUUUCAGUAUUAUUUUUAGUGCAUUCAAUGACAUUCAUUUAUGCAUUGUACCAUUUCGCUAUUUAUUUUAGAUUUUGGCAUUUUCUGACCUCUAUGUUGGCCCUGAUCACAUACUGCAACCUCAAUAAUAAACAUAAAGAAGAAAGAAGAAUAAAGAAGAAGAAGAACUUCUGAAAAUAUAAAAGCUACAAUUUAAGAUUAAGAUUUAAGGCAGGAUUGCUGUAUUUAGAUUAGUUUAGCUUUGCAGGUGCACUGUAACAAAUUUUGCUGUAAAAUGACUUAAUUCUUAGUAAAUUAUAUUUUACUGUACUUGUUGAUAUUGUAAUUUAAAUUAACAGUUAAGUACCUCUACAUUGUAACUAGACUUAAAAAUAAUAUACUGUUCAUAUAUCAUGUUUCCACUGUAAUCCACAAUAAUAGUAGUUGCAGUUUUGUGUGUCCUUUUUGUAAUGUUAUUUCUGUUAUUUGCAAUCUUGUGUCUGGUUUGUGUGAUUUUGUCUCAAUUUGUGUCUUGUUUUUGUCAUUUUGUUUCAGUUUAUUGUUGUUUUUAUGACUUAUUUGUGUUAUUUUGUGUCAGGUUUUUGCUGUUUUGUGUCUGGUUUGUGUUCUUUCGUGUAUCGAUUUGUGGCUCAUUUUUGUUGUUUUGUCUCGUGCGGUCUUUUUGUGUCAUGUUUGUGUCUAGUUACGUUCAUUUUUGUAAUCCGAUUUUUGUCAUUUUGGGUCUCGUUUAUGUUGUUUUGUGUUGAUUUAUGUCUCAUUUGUGACAUUUUGUGUUGUUUUAUAAGUCAGUUUGUAUCUUGUUUUGUGUCAGAUUUUUGUUGUUUUGCAUCUCGUUUGUGUCAUGUGUCUCAAAUGUGUGUGGACAAUGUCAGUCUUUACAGUAGCCUGCUGUUAAUGAUCUUUUUUGUUUUGACUACAAAAAAUGCAUCAUAUUUUACAGUUUUAACUGUAUUUUGGUGCAGUAAACUGCUGUUUGGUAUUUUUAUGGUAAUUUAUUGCGUAUGUCCAGAUAUGUAGGAAUACAGUAGGAGUUUGAAUGUACUUGUGUAUAUUUGAUUUGUUCAGUGCGAUUUUCCACAAUAAAAUCCAUCUAUUGUGUA
Amphiprion ocellaris (clown anemonefish) is the source of this 2496-nucleotide messenger RNA. RefSeq names its product C-type lectin domain family 7 member A-like. Bases 187 to 1035 code for a protein of 282 amino acids. The transcript is spliced from 7 exons. The record is from RefSeq and is a predicted model, not a curated record. Lineage: Eukaryota; Metazoa; Chordata; Actinopteri; Pomacentridae.